This is a messenger RNA of Halichondria panicea, 7917 nucleotides long. RefSeq names its product DNA polymerase zeta catalytic subunit-like. Gene Ontology annotation, biological process: double-strand break repair via homologous recombination; error-prone translesion synthesis. Gene Ontology annotation, cellular component: nucleus; zeta DNA polymerase complex. The transcript has 26 exons. Gene Ontology annotation, molecular function: DNA-directed DNA polymerase activity; nucleotide binding; DNA binding. The record is from RefSeq and is a predicted model, not a curated record. NCBI's taxonomy places the organism in Eukaryota, Metazoa, Porifera, Demospongiae, Suberitida, Halichondriidae. Bases 54 to 7664 code for a protein of 2536 amino acids.
AGUGUCUACACAUAAUAGUAAUUAGGCCUCUAUCCACGUGGCCUGCCAAAUACAUGACUGUAAAAGAGAACAAUUUACCUAUAACCCAAGAGAUGUCCUCUGUGUUGCAAAGCCCUGUACUAUCAUCCCUCCCACCUUGCCUGUUUAGUUGCCGUAUUGUGAAGAUUGAUUUCUACCUGACAGCACCAAUCAAAGAUUUCGACAUAUGCUACUGUCAAUUUCGAUCAAAUGCCGUUGAGAAAGUUCCGGUAAUCCGCAUAUUUGGUGCCACAUCCAGUGGUCAGAAGACUUGUCUCCAUAUACAUGGUGCAUUCCCGUACAUAUACGUACCCUGUGGCACUGCUAAUCCAAGUGACGGCUACCUUCGUCAGCUGUGUGGGAGCAUUGAUCAUGCUCUGCAGAUGUCUCUUGGAGCAGGUUCCAAACCUGUGCAACAUGUGUUCAAGGCAGUGGUUGUAAAGGGAAUACCUUUUUACGGCUACCACAAGACAGAAGAGGUCUUCAUCAAGCUGUACCUAUACAGCCCCAUGCUCAUCAAGAGGCUGUCCAACCUGUUGCUGGCUGGGGCGGUGAUGAACACGUCUUUUCAGCCACACGAAGCACACAUUCCCUUCCCUCUACAGUUUUUGAUGGACCAUAACCUCUAUGGAAUGAACUACAUCCAUCUAGCAGCUGUCAAAUUCAGGAUUGUUGGCGAAGAGUCCACCACUCCUCAUCCUUCACAGACUCACUUCUCUCCUCUGUCACCUCAGUCUCCAUCCCCACACCUUUCACUGCUCUACAAUCCUAACCAAACCUACUGGGACACAGAAAACCUCUCCAGUGAUAUGAGUGUCACCACGCCAAGACAAAGUGUUUGUGAGCUGGAAGUGGAUGCUCUAGCUGCUGACAUAUUGAAUAGACAUGAGUUAUCAUUGGUAUCUGGUGGGUACCCCGGUCUUAAGGCCAUCUGGGAGGAGGAGAGACAGAGGAGAGCAGCACUUGGCAUUGAUGUCCCUCUCUCACCGCCACCAUCACCAGAAAGAAAAGGACAGACAAUCCAUCAAGCCGAGGCAAAGUUGAAACUUCGUUUUGAGCAGGUUCUUCAUGAAAGGCUAGGAGAAAGUGUCUCCCCUGCUAUAGACGAUGGUAUUCUUCCCACUGACAAGAGCAAUGUAAUCAACUGUAGUCAAUCAUGUGACCCGGAUCUACAUAUUCCCAACCAAUCGCGGGGUGGUGACUCAUUGGACAAAGCAGCUACAAUGCAAGAUGAAGAUGUGAUAGUGAAUACUACUGCUAUUGAGCAAAGCAUGGAAUUAACUCAAAAGUUAACAACCAAUUCUAUUUGUAAGUCUACAGAAGUUGACCUGCUCAACCUAAUGCUGGAGCUUUGUGAAACAUCCGUGAACCCCACCCAACCCCAACCCCAACCCCUGCCUUGUCCCCUCUCUCAGAGUGUUGGACAGGCCCUUGUUAGGAAAUUGGGCAGAGCUCAUUCAGUUGUAUCUCAGCGCUCACUCUUCAGUAACUCUUCCAGUCCACCUUCACCAAUACCCGACAAAGUGACAGUGGAAAUGGCCCCCAAUUCUGCAGUCACUAAGCAUCCUAAUAAUACUGCCUUGGCUAACAGUGGUAAAACAUCACUUAAAGGGAGUGCGAUUACGCCUGUAUUAAGUGCCAUAAUUCCCAGUGUUGCCUUGAUGUUAGACUCAUCUCUGGACACAAGUUUUGAUGAAAUUGUUAAUAGACCAACUGUUGCCGGUCGUAUUAAACAUAUUUUUGUAGACGAGGAAGAACCUAGUACACCGGAUCGUAGUAGCCCUGUUGUGUCAUCAGCACCAACCGGAAUAAGGGAGCCAGUCAUUGAAAUAGAUCCUGUUCCUGAACUGGAUAUUGUGCUUCCCGAUGAUAGUCUUCCUCCCCCCUUUUUGCUCUCUCCAGAAAGUAGGGAAAUUCAAGAUCUUCUUUCGGGAUCCAGUAAAGCUGAAGGAAACAGUAUCCAUUUUGAGCCGGAUGGUGAUGAUAUCCCAUGCAAACAAAUAGUAGAAGAAUUACAAAACGAAGCCGCUUCGAGUCAAAAUAACGAUAGACUUUCUCAAGAUCCAAAUUGGAAUCCAAAUGAAAAUGAUACACCUUGCUUCCAGACUUCUGGGUCUGAUUCUCAGACUAGUAUGAAAUCAAUUCUUUUGGAAUAUGAUAUGCCCGAAAUUGAUUUUCAAGCUUCUGAGGAUUCGAUGCUAUAUAACCUAGAUGUAAACUCCCAAGGCAAUCAGUUUUCGUCUCAAGCAUGCAGUCAGGUCUCAACUACUGCAGUUCGCAAGCAACUGUUGAAACUAUGUUCCCAAUCCGAUGUUUCUCCUUUUAGCCUCGUAGAUGCUCACCUUGUGGACAGUGAUGAAAUUACCGAAGAUAGUGAAGCUGAAGAAAGUCUUUUAAUGUCACAGCAAGUUUGGGACGUUAAUGAACAUGAAAAAGAUUGUUUCUUUCCAGAUCCUGAAGAUUUUCGUACUCAUAAAAAGGAAGUAGGUAAACCUGAUAAGGACUUACAUGUAGAUAAAUCUGCACUGGGCCUUAUACCACAGCUAGAUGGUGGAACUGAAACACCUAAAACAGUCAACAAGACCACCAGACGUACAAAGACUCUUGGCGUCAGAAGAAGAAUCAAGAGAAACUCAGGUGUUGAAAAUAGUACCUCAGAGUGUACAUCAACUACUAACUCCUCUGAAUGUAAUGUUGAUCCAGUGAAAAAAACUGAAAAACCUAGAUUAUCAUUGAGAUUAAGACGUAACCCUCCAAAUACAGGCUUGAAUACAAUUACACCCACUACCCAACAAUUAAUGGAACUAGCUAGAGCGAACUGUUUCAGUGUGAAUGUCAAGAAAAUGUCAGUACCCAUUUUAUUGCCUGCUUCUCAACGUUCUAGCGUUUCUAGUAAACGAACCUUGGUGUUAAAAAGAGGAAGAAAAAGAAAACUUAGUGAUGAUCAAGAAGUAACAAAUCCAUUCUGCAAAGAAAAAUCUGGAAAGCUUGCCCAUGAACGGAAAAAAAGAUAUAGUACCCGCUGUGGUGUGAAAGGAAUGCUAACUUAUAGUCAACAAUUGAAAAUGGCACUCGAGCUUUCUUUACAGGAAGUUAGUCCUUCAUCUACCGAUGCCACACCAAAAUCCGAGCGAAGAUCGCAGGGACCUCAGUCAGAGAGUUCUAGUGUGGAGGACUUGAAUAGAACAAUUAUCGAAGAGUCGCCGUUCGAGGAUGCACGCUUGUCUGACAAUGUACAUACUAAAGAACAGUCUCAAAAUAUCACAAAUGCUGACCUGGUGACGACCAAAGCGGAUGACGGCUCAGAAAAAAGCAGUGAGGGAUUAGACACCAGUUUUUGCAGCAUUCCCGAAUCACCUCCGUUUACUAGCUCUCCUGUUCAGAGAGAGUUCACGCUGGAGUUGAAAUCUGAUGUAAGCACUCACAACAGUUUAUUAGGGUCCCCUAUUUUCCGUAGAUUUGUCGACGAUCAAGUAAAAAAGAAACCACCACCAUCUAUUAUGUCUGCACAUGCUACGAGCAAAGAUAUCUACUUGCCUGAAAUAAUGCCACGGACUCAUCUACAUUCUCCAGAUAAAGAAACAGAUUCUAAUAGCAGUGAGGAAUUGGAUAACGUAUCAUGUGAUGAGUUCCAUGUAUCAUGUGAUGAGCUCCACUUGGCGGUUACCAGUGAAAGUGAGGGGGAACUUCCUGGUUUAGAGCAGAUAAAUAGGAGUGAUAGUUUAGAGGCCUCAAUGAGAGAACAACACCUCAACUCACACGUAACUUUGAAAAGGGACAACAACAUUAGGUUGAGAGCAGUAGAUCAUAUCUCUUCGUCCCUCCUUGAUGGUCCAAAUUGGUGUGAUGGAUAUGCAACUCAAAAACUGUCAAAAGAUACAGUGAUUGUAACCCCCCCAGAAAUAAUUCCACCCACCACUGAGUCUUUGAUGGACAGUAUCUCCAAGUGUGACCUACCAUCUCAUAGCAGUGAAGAAGUGGAUAACGUAUCAUGUGAUGACUUCCACCUGGCGGUUACCAGUGAAAGUGAGGAGGAGCUUCCUGAGCAGAUGAAUAAGAGUGAUAGUUUAGAGGCCUCAAUGAGAGAACAACACAUCAGUUCACACAUAACUUUGAAAAGGGACAACAACAUUAGGUUGAGAGCAGUAGAUUAUAUCUCCUCAUCCCUCCUCGAAGGCUCAAAUUGGCCUAGUAUGCAGCGGGUAGUAUCGUGUACAUCAAUUUGGAACUCGAAUAUGAAAAUACAAAGUGAUGGGUAUGCAACUCAAAAACAUUCGAAAGAUACGGUUAUUGUAACCCCAGAAACAAAUCCACCCACCACUGGUUCUUUGAUGGCCAGUCUCUCCAAGUAUGACCUACCAUCUGGUAGGCACCAGCAGCCAUUUUGCAGAGACCCUGAAGAUGUUCAGCCCCCAAAGGAAAUUGGUGGUAGAAUUCUUAAGGUCCCCUCAAGAAUGGCGUACGAUCUGGAGGAGUUUCAGCCUACUUGUUCUAGAAACCACACAUCAGAAAUUGCCGACUUGUCUGUGAAUGGACUCCAACGAAUACAAGCGCUUCUGAACAUGUUUAGGAGCUGCUCCACUAGGCCUAAACAGCCACCCCCUCUGUGUCACCCACCUGAUAAAGGAAUUGGCAGACUAUCGUUUUACGAUGUUAAUGAUCACAAGCAGGAUGUUGUAACGAGGUCUAAUUUUCUGCCUAUUAAGAGGAUAAUUCUCACUCCGGUGAAACAACCUCCCUCACCUGCAAAAAUCAAAAGUACACUCAAAAAUUCCUCGAAAAGUGAUGUUAGUAUUCUCCUUAAUAACAAGACUAACUUGGAGGAAGUUCAUCUUGAAGGCAAAUCUACCUCAAAUUCUGUGAUAAACAUGUCCACUCCCCAGAAGCCUCUUAUCGUGAAGCCUGAUUCACAUGAUGUUGAAACUGAACUUUGUAAGCCCCAGUGUAUCCUAACUAGCACACCUAUAGUGAAAGAAAAAAAUGCGUCAGUGAAGGGGGAAGUUGAGGAAAAGAUAGCAAGUAUCCCUUCUCACAAUGAACACACAAGUAACAGGAGGCCUCAACUGCUUCCCUUCACUCCAAUCUCUCUGUCCGGUAAACGUGACUCCUCUCAACUUGACGGCCCUACCCCUAACAACACGUACGGUUUCAAAGUUAGCCAAUCAGCGCUUCCAUCAAGAAGUGACAGCCACCAGGUACAGAACCUGACAUGCAUGAGCUUGGAGAUCCACGUGAGAACUCGAGGUACUCUGAGACCCGAUCCGGACAUGGACCCAAUUCUCGCUCUCUUCUACUUCAUUCACAAUGACUGGCCCUCACAAGACCAGAUCCAUGUACAGGGAACCAACACUCGCCUGGGAGUCAUAGCUGUUGAUGGAACAUUUGAACCACAGGGCCCUCUAAAAGAAACAACUGAUGCUAAUCCAGCUGGUGCUAAGGUUAAAUAUUUAGAUGGUUGUGGGGUAUCACCUGACGUGACGGUUUCUUAUGUGGCGUCUGAAAUUGAGUUGCUGGACAAAUUGGUUUUCCUCGUUAGGGAAACAGAUCCUGACAUCAUUAUGGGGUAUGAGGUGACCAUGUUGUCAUGGGGAUACUGCAUUGAUAGGGCUGCCCAUCUGAACAUCAAUCUCACCAGUAAACUCUCCAGAAUACCGAUCUCUUCUAGGGUAAAACAGCAACAGGGCGCGUUAGAGACCGCUCCUUGGUUGGGAAAUGCCUCCAAUGUCCAACUGGUGGGUAGGAUCUCAAUUAAUGUGUGGAGACUUAUGCGACAUGAGGUUGCUCUGAAGGUGUACUCAUUUGAGAAUGUGGCAUACCACGUCCUGCAUCAAAGAUCACCAUUGUUCUCAUUCAAGACCCUAACCUUCUGGUACAGCCACCACACUCGACUCUAUAGGCAUAGGGUGCUGGAGUAUUAUAUAAAGCGUUGUCAAGGAAACUAUCAACUACUGGAUAGUUUUAAUCUGAUUGGACGAACUAGUGAAUUUGCUCGGCUAUAUGGAAUAGAGUUUGAGAAUGUGUUGGACCGAGGGUCCCAGUAUAGAGUGGAGUCCAUGAUGCUGCGUCUGGCGAAACCUGCUAAUUUCAUUGCUGUCUCCCCGUGUGUUCAGCAGAGAGCCAAAAUGGCUGCCCCAGAGUGCCUCCCUCUGAUUCUGGAACCAGAAUCAAAGUUUUAUGCUGACCCUGUUCUGGUCCUAGAUUUUCAGUCACUCUACCCGUCAAUGGUCAUAGCAUACAACUACUGUUACUCUACGUGUCUGGGUAGAGUCCAAAACAUAGCACAAUUUGGAGAUUUUACCUUUGGAGCUACUUCUUUGAAUAUACCCAACCAUGAGCUCAAGAAACUGAAAGACAGUGUUCACAUAUCCCCUAACGGUGUUGCGUUUGUCAAGAGUAACGUUCGCCAUGGCAUCAUGCCUAGGAUGCUGAAAGAUAUUCUGGGCACAAGAAUUAUGGUGAAAAGCUCAAUGAAGCAACACAGAACAAACAGGGCUCUCAAUAGAAUGCUUGAUGCGAGGCAGAUGGGUCUCAAACUGAUUACCAAUGUGACAUACGGCUACACAGCUGCCAAUUUUUCUGGACGAAUGCCGUGUGUGGAGAUAGCAGACAGUAUCGUAAGGAAGGGUAGGGAGACUCUAGAGAGAGCCAUAAAACUGGUCCACGCCACACCACAAUGGGGGGGAAGAGUGGUGUACGGGGACACUGACAGCUUGUUCAUCCUGCUCAAGGGAGCGAGCAAAGAGGAAGCAUUUCGUAUAGGCAGGGAGAUCACUGAUAGAGUAACCGCUGAUAACCCACCACCUGUGAAGCUCAAGUUUGAAAAGGUGUACAUACCAUGUAUCCUACAAACCAAGAAGAGAUAUGUUGGCUACAUGUACGAGAGUUUAGACCAAUCAGAACCAGUUUUUGACGCCAAGGGGAUUGAGACUGUGAGGAGAGAUGGUUGUCCAGCAGUUGCCAAGGUACUGGAAAAGAGCCUGCAUCUUUUGUUCACUACUCGCAAUGUGUCUCUUGUGAAGAAUUACGUACAACGACAGUGUGGGAAGGUGUUGGAUGGACGUGGUAAUCUCCAGGAGUACAUGUUUGCCAAGGAGUACAGGGGCAAGGAGUAUUACCGACCUGGAGCAUGUGUUCCUGCGCUGGAGCUCACCAAGCAAGGGUUGCUAGUUGACAAGAGAUCUGAACCCCGGCAGUCAGAGAGAGUGCCGUAUGUGAUUGUGUACGGGUCCCCUGGUCAGCCCCUCAUUCAGCUAGUGCGUAAACCAGAAGAGCUCCUUGCUAACCCAGGUCUGAGGCUAAACAGUGUGUACUACAUAACCAAACAAAUACUGCCAGCAAUGGACAGAACUUUCUCUCUCCUUGGAGUCAAUGUGAGGCAGUGGUAUGACGAUAUGCCCCGAGUAAUCAGAGCUCCUACCACAUACAGUUCAAAUAGAGCACAAGGCACUCUGGGUCAGUAUUUUGCCACAAUGCAUUGUCCAGUGUGUCACCAGCUGACAGUUGAAGGAGUAGUGUGUGCUCAAUGCAGAACAGACUCCCAAAAGGUUGCCAUUGUCGUGGGUGUUAGGGUACUUGGUGCUGAAAAGAUACACUGUGACCUGUUAAAUGUAGCUAUGCCAGAGUUGUGUUGGAAGUCAAGACAGUGAUUACUAUACCAAGUGUACGUCAUUUGACUGUCCAAUACUUUACAGACGAACUAGAGCCCAACAAGAGCUGCCUUCUUCUGAAACAUUUACAGACUCCAUGGUUUUAUAAACAAGCUUUCUUUUUUUUUGUUUUCAUCACCACCCAACCAAAAUCACAUUGUCAUUAGCUACUUUUCAUUAAUUAUGUAAAAAGUUACGUGCAUGUAUUAUUGUUGUAUAUACACAUGUCAUAGUACAGUCAUAAUUGUAAUAA